Molecule: messenger RNA, 1106 nt
Organism: Hyposmocoma kahamanoa
Lineage: Eukaryota; Metazoa; Arthropoda; Insecta; Lepidoptera; Cosmopterigidae
Exons: 3
Coding region: 183-1106 (307 amino acids)
Biological process (GO): DNA integration; DNA recombination
Molecular function (GO): DNA binding
Source: RefSeq, a predicted model, not a curated record
UAAAGACCACAGUAAAGAACAAGAAUAACAUAGACAUAAAAAACUAUUCAAAUCUGACGGCAUUUUUAAAGAGACGCUCUGAUGGGUAUGUUGCAAGAAAAUCGAAGGUACUUUCGCCAACUGACGUCGAAAAGUUUUUAAAAGAAGCCCCCGAUUAUCAGUAUUUAGCAACAAAGGUUGCAAUGAUAUUUGGUGUCACUGGCGCGUGUAGACGCCAAGAACUAAGCGAAGUAACGGCAAAAGACGUAGAAACUCAUGGCCAAAUGCUUGUGAUUAAAAUUAACAACACUAAAAAUAAGGUACCGAGAUCGUUUGCCAUUCACGGUCCAUUUUACGACAUAGUAAAAAAGUACGAAGCGCUUAGGACAGAUAAGGCAAAAUCCGAUCGGUUUUUUCAAAACUACCAGAAGGGUAGAUGCGUGGCUCAGCCAAUAGGCAUUAAUAAAUUUGGUGCAAUGCCUAAAGAAAUUGCCAAGUUUUUAAAUCUACCCGACCCGGAUUUAUACACUGGGCAUAGUUUCCGAAGAACAUCAGCUACAUUGCUAGCUGACUCGGGAGCUGAUUUGCUUACUUUAAAGCGUCAUGGUGGCUGGCGAUCUAGCACAGUUGCUGAGUCUUAUGUUGAAGAUUCAGUUCGAAAUAAGUCCAACAUAUGUACUCAAAUAACCCACGCUAUAAAUCUGGAGCCCCAGGUUAAGAAGAUGUGUCCUGAACCGCAGCCAUCCACCUCCCGUGAUACAAGUUAUUUGUUACCUAGGUUGUCUAUUUCUGAGUCUUUAAAUGAACCACCACCACUUUCAUCCAUAUUUGUACACAAUGAACCCGUAUCACCGACUUUUACGCAAGAAGACAAUAAUGAAAUAUACAAUAACGACUUCAGGAUGCUGAUGGGGCUGCCUCGCUUCUGCAGCGCGUCGGGAAUGUUUGCGCAGGCUCAUGUCGAUGACUAUUACGCCAUCAUGCGCAAAAAGACGGCCUCGCUGCCCUGCAGAUUGCGGGCCUGCACUAACUCCAUCCUGAUGACCGUAGCAGGGAGAUAUGAUUCCCCCAUGAUGCGACAUUUUUUGCAGGUGCUUGUUAGCAAAACGUGUUCAUCAAUUUGCUGA